Molecule: messenger RNA, 3892 nt
Organism: Sebastes umbrosus (honeycomb rockfish)
Lineage: Eukaryota; Metazoa; Chordata; Actinopteri; Perciformes; Sebastidae
Product: BTB/POZ domain-containing protein KCTD21-like
Exons: 2
Coding region: 1509-2387 (292 amino acids)
Biological process (GO): protein homooligomerization
Molecular function (GO): protein binding
Source: RefSeq, a predicted model, not a curated record
GUCAAAGACGUCUAUGUAUUGUGUUGCAAAGAUAUCUAUUGAAAUGAGCAUGCUAACCAGCUAGCCCCGACCCAUCCUGUCCUGUAAUACCACUAAUUUAAGUUUAACAUGCAGAGCAGUUUUUAUGCUGCCAGCGACAGCCGCAGACAGAGGCAUUAUGUUUUUGGGUUGUCCGUCCGUCUGUCCGUUUCCAUUCUCAUGAACACGUAUCUCAGGAACGCCUGGAAGGAAUUUCUUCAAAUUUGUCACAAACCUCCACUUAAACUCAAGGAGGAACUGAUUAGAAAUUGGUGGUAAAAGGUCAAAGGUCAAGAGCACUGUGACCUCACGUCCGUCCUACUCUUGUGAAAUCUCGGGGACCCCUCUUUCAAAUUUCUUCAAAUUUCGCACAAAUGUCCACUUGGACUCAAGGAGGAACUGAUUAGAAUUUGGUGGUAAAAGGUCAAAUGUCAAGGUCACUGUGACCUCACAAAACAUGUUUUUGGCCAUAACUCAAGAAUUCAUAUGCUAAUUAUGACUAUUUCACACAAAUGUCUAACAAGAUAAAAUGAUAAAGUGAUGAGGGUGACCUCCUCCCAAGCCCUGUGAUUCUUUCUCUCAUUCUAUUUAGUAUCAUUUACUUUAGAAGAUCAUGUUUGAAGGAGUAAUGGACUUCUGAAAUAUUUAGCUUAAUUAUUCUCAUCCUGCAACAUAAUUCAGCAGGUGCAACAAAGUCAGUUGCUGUCGUUUAGUUGGGAAACUGAACUUUUUCUAUUUUUAUGAUUCUGUUUUCUGGUGAACAAUGUUUGCAUUCCGAAGGGUAUUUGAAAUGAAAAGUGUCUGAGGUCAUUGUUCAUUUGUUCGCAGGGGAUGAAAAGCACUUUCAGUGUUCUGUCUGUCACUUUAAGGGGUUCAUUUCAGACAAAUUGCCCAGUCCCCCGUGUCUUGCUCAGACAGCUCCAGUGUGUGUUUGUGUCUGUGUGUGUGUGUGUGUGUGUGUGUGUGUGAGAGAGAGAUCAGGGGGUAUGAGCUGAGAAUAAAAGGGAGCUUCGUGGAGCCAGAAGUGUCCAGUUAUUAGCAUGCUGGUCUGGUCACUGUGGCCCUGCAGUCAGACUGUAGGCCUGCUGUUAGCUGAUUCCGAAUCCUAAAGGAGAUACAUCAACAAAGAUGUAAAUCUAACCGCAAGAAAAUCACAGGAAUUUAUAAGGAUGAAACGUUUGCUUGGCAACAACGAGAAGGAAAAGAGCAGCGGCCUUUUAUGUGUUUGAAAACUCCGCUUUUAUAAAUCUUCAGCUUUGGAAACAGACUUGGCAGCUUUCCUCGCAUCUUUCCUAACUUGGCCGUAUCCUGGCUACUACUGUGGCUCGCUACCCGUCAAAGGAAACAACUCUUUCUUGGAUACAAAAGAAGCACUCGAAACCUCCACAUCCCUCAGUCCUCAGCAUUCCUGACCGGAGCAGAAGGAUCCUUGUCCUCCCAAUAACAACAUCAGAGAGGGACCGUAAAACCCACACAGCUUCGCCUCCAACAUGCUGAACCUCAACUCACCGGACGACAACAGCAACAGGAACUCUCUCCAGGACCCGGUGUCGUUGAACGUCGGUGGAGAGAUUUACACGACGACCCUGGACACUCUGACGCGCUGCCGUGACUCCAUGCUUGGCGCUAUGUUCACCGGACAGAUCCCCGUGCUGAGAGAUAACGGAGGGAAUGUUUUCAUAGACCGUGACGGCAAAGUGUUCAGGUACAUUCUGAAUUACCUGCGCUCUAGCUCCCUGGACUUGCCGGACGGCUUUUCAGAGCUGCCGCUGCUGCGGAGAGAGGUGGAUUUCUUCCAGAUACGCCCCCUGCUGGAGGAGAUUUGCCGCUACGAGGCAUCGGUGCCUCUCAGCCUUAAAGGAGGGCCGCUAGGAGCCAUGAUUGUGGUGAAUGUUGAUUCCAAGGUCCGCGUUCUCCACUUUAACUUACGCCACGGGCCAGAAAACUAUGAGCUUCGCACAUGCUCUGUGCGAGCAUUCACCGUCGACCUCUUUUGUACCUGGGGAGCCUUCCUCGCCCUUCUUUGUGAGCGCUUCUCCUACAGAACAUCCCGGGGUCUCACCAGCCCCCAUCCGUGCAACCCGACGCAGAACAGGCUGAAACUGGAGUGGGUGCCGAAGCCCGACCAACUCCCGCAGGACCAGUACGACAAGCAGCGCUACCGGGAGUUAACUGUCUCCAACCCCGAGGUCACGCCGUUGGAUGACGUCACGAACGUGCACCGGAACCCGUGUGAUGUCACAGACAUGCAGGGGUUUGUUGAGGAGCUGCUGAAGGUGUCUUUGGCUGAAGGGUUCAAGGUCGAUCUGGUGACUCCUGACCCGGCGGAAAUUCUGAACUGCUCCUCACUUCGGCUUGUCAAGUGCUGAGCUCUGGGCAAAGAACACAAAUUAAAAGUACCACAACAUGCCAUGUUGAUGAAGGAUGGUUUGUUCUCUCUGGUCACAACUGAGCCAGUUAUCCAGUUGGUUCGAGUUGGGGGUUAACUCUUUCAAUCUGGAAAUCAAAAGGAUACAGACUUGCUUUUUGUCUGUAGUCUCUGUGUCUGAGCUCCUGUCAUAGAGUUCACCAAAAUAGUAAAUAUUAAGCUGUGCUAAAAGCACAAUGAGUAGGAUUUUCCUAAAAAAAACAUUGUAUAGACUCAUACAAAAAGAAUCCCUCUCACCCACUAGAAGUGUGUGGUGGUGUCUGCAUUUGCAGAGACAGCGCAGCCCGCUGCCUGCAUUUUCUUAUAUUGCUGUGUUCGGGAUAUUUUGGGGCGUCAACCUCUAUUAAAGACAUAGCGACCAGGUGCCAGAUUGUAAGCACGCAUCCAAGGGGAAGCUACAAAAAUGGCGGACACAGUGCCGAAAAAACGCAAAUAUGGCGAAGCGAAACGCCAAGCGGACAAAGCUCGUUCCAAAACGAGAAUGAAUCUGGAGUUGGCUUUCAACCGCUGCCGAGUACGGAUGUCCCAGAAAUUUAGUAUUCGAUUUCAAUACCAGUGAAAUUUACAGAUUCUCGAUACCACGAUAAAAAACAAAACAAUAAUCAAAUGUACUUCAACAUCCAAUCCUUUACCAUUAGCAUAUUGGGUUUUGUGAAUUUAUUACUAAUCCCUGAUGACCCGCCUUAAAUUUUCUUGCCAAAAACUACAUUUUACAAGAUUACAUUUGAACACAUCAUGAUAACGAUAGAGAUUACCUUUGCCCAAUUUUAUGGAAUAGAGCUUGAACGCAUCAUAAUGUAACUCAAUGCGACCUCCGUACAUUAGCUAGCUCUCCUCCUGCAGAUUUCAACGCAGAUUUGUUGUUCACAAUGUAGCAUCAUCAGGGAAACCGAGACGAAGGGGACGACGUUAGUCUCGAGCCCUGAUCCCUGAUACCUACGGUACCUGACGUACUGUAGAAAAACAAGUACUGUCACAUUGUCAGAACUUAUACCACCAAUAAAAUCUUUCAUGAGUUUCCUCAUUUAUUACAUUAAGAUUUAUUACGUUAAGAUGAGAGGAUCGAUACCACACUCGUGACUCUGCCCUGUGGAUUUUUCCUGUAAAAAAAAAAGGUUAUGUUUCUCACCUAAAUGCAUUGUGUCCUUGAGGCCUAACAGAUGUGUUGUGUGCAUUUCCUACCUCAUAAAACAUUUGGAAGCAGAUGUGACAUCACAAGCUGGAACUAUUUUUUCUCUGGACACUUCCUGGACUCUCGUUGUCGCCAUGAGGUUGCCAAGAAACCAGUGGACACUUCAGUCACUGUGACUGGCCGAUUGCCAAGAAAUUUGAAAAUUCGAAGUUGAGCCAGGCUAGCUGUCUCCAGUCUUUAUGCUGAGUUUAGAUAAUUAGCUCCCGACUCUAGCUCCAGUGAUUCACGCAGACAUAAGUGUCAUCCAACUAUCA